GAUGCUCGUACUCGACCGUCUUCACUUUCCGCGAGAGAGAGUUAAAGAGGAGUCCGAAAGGACGAAGGAAGAUGAAAAUAUCUAAUUUCUCUUUUCAAAUUCCAAACUCGAAGAAGAAGAAGAGGAACGCCCUUUCCCUAUACGCUUUCGGCCGUUCAUCAUUCGAAUAUCCCUCUCCUUCAUUCAUCCCACCAUUCCAGAAAUAUUGGACGGAGAGCAUUAAGGUAAACGCAUAAAAGAAUUGGGCUUUGAAGGCAACGAAUCGAUACAGACAGCUAUGGGACUUUGCUGCUUUGGUAGCUUGGAUAAAAGGAAGGAAGGUCAUGACCAGUCAGGAGAGAUCUCUGCUGCGAAUGACGUGAGGCUCUUUUCCUAUAAUGAACUGAGGUCUGCAACAGCGAACUUCAAUCAUAUGAACAAAAUAGGUGGAGGAGGCUUCGGAGUAGUCUAUAAGGGAACAUUAAGGGAUCAAACACAAGUUGCCAUUAAAUCGCUAUCUGCUGAAUCAAAGCAAGGAACACGUGAGUUUUUGACUGAGAUUGAUAUGAUAUCAAAUAUUAAACAUCCAAAUCUCGUUCAGCUUAUUGGGUGCUGUAUCAAGGGCAGCAAUCGGAUGUUGGUCUAUGAAUAUCUGGAGAACAACAGUCUUGCAAAAGCAUUAUUCGGUCAAAAAAGUAGACGAAUUCAUCUGGAUUGGCCUAGAAGAGCUGCUAUCUGCAUUGGCACAGCUCAUGGGCUUGCAUUUCUUCACGAGGAAGCUGAACCUCAUAUAGUCCAUAGAGACAUCAAGGCUAGUAAUGUUCUUCUGGACAAAGAUCUUGUCCCUAAAAUUGGAGAUUUUGGGCUAGCAAAACUUUUUCCAGAUAAUGUCACGCAUAUUAGUACACGAGUGGCAGGAACAAUGGGUUAUUUGGCACCAGAGUAUGCCUUGUUAGGGCAGUUAACGAAAAAGGCUGAUAUUUAUAGUUUUGGGGUUCUUGUACUUGAAAUUAUUAGUGGCAGAAGUAGCACCAAGGCAGCAUGGGGAGAGGAUUUGAUGGUUCUUGUGGAAUGGACAUGGAAAAUGCAAGAAGAAGAUAGACUCUUAGAAAUUGUGGAUCCAGAACUGGUCGAGUACCCAGAGACGGAAGUGCUGCGCUUCAUCAAAGUGGCACUCUUUUGCACUCAAGCAGCAUCAUUCCAGAGACCGUCCAUGAAGCAGGUGGUGGAGAUGCUUUCCAAAGAGAUCAUCCUUGAUGAAAAGGCGCUAACCCCACCGGGUGUACUCAAGAACAUGGACCGUACUUCUAGGGGUUCAAGUGGUAGUUCGCAGAGCACCCUGGUACACAAAGGCAAGCAUUCUACAGGCACGGGUGCAUUCAUUACCUCAACCAAUUUACACAGCUCUAGUCUAACCAUUACAGACAUGCAGCCUAGGUGAGACAUCGAUAUGUUUGAUGCAUGGGAGCUAAUGUUAAUUGAUUUGAUGGUGUAAUUAGGCCCAUGUAUAUUUUCCUUAAUGGGGCCAUACGAGCCAUUCGGCUCUUUUUUUAUUAUUACACAACGUCUAAAUUGGUUAGAAUAUUCAGAGAAGGAAAGAAAGAAAAUGAUCUGUAUUCUGUAUAGAAUAAUUUAUUAAAUAAUCUCGUGAUUGCUUCAAAAAGAUUUUGGGCAAUUCCAUUGGUUAGAGGAUAAUAGGACCAGCACCAUUUGUUGUACAGCAGCACUUGUGAGUGGGAAUGCACCUCCACCAGGCGAUUUUGAUUCUGUGGGAUACGAAGGGGAAAUUAUAUUUUGUUUCCA
This is a messenger RNA of Magnolia sinica, 1782 nucleotides long. RefSeq names its product putative serine/threonine-protein kinase. The record is from RefSeq and is a predicted model, not a curated record. Gene Ontology annotation, molecular function: protein kinase activity; ATP binding. Bases 278 to 1420 code for a protein of 380 amino acids. NCBI's taxonomy places the organism in Eukaryota, Viridiplantae, Streptophyta, Magnoliopsida, Magnoliales, Magnoliaceae. The transcript has 7 exons. Gene Ontology annotation, biological process: protein phosphorylation.